Messenger RNA from Cololabis saira (Pacific saury), 2344 nucleotides. It is a transcript of the gene brd9, whose product is annotated as bromodomain containing 9. Gene Ontology annotation, biological process: regulation of transcription by RNA polymerase II. The record is from RefSeq and is a predicted model, not a curated record. NCBI's taxonomy places the organism in Eukaryota, Metazoa, Chordata, Actinopteri, Beloniformes, Belonidae. The coding region runs from base 91 to 2130 and encodes 679 amino acids. Gene Ontology annotation, cellular component: nucleus. The transcript has 17 exons.
CUCCUGCUGCUAGCGCUGUUAGCUCCAUCAGUUAGCCACCACAGGCGCGUCACUGGAUACAUUCAAAACUUUGGCUCUACCGACAAAGCCAUGGGGAAGAAACACAAGAAACACAAACCGGAAUGGAUGACAGUUGGCGACUACGAGGGCAAAGCUCUUGAGAAGCCCCUGAAGAUCAAACUCAAAGUUGGAGGAAGUGAGGUGACAGAGCUUUCUGGUUCAGGUCAUGAUUCCAGUUACUAUGAUGACAGGUCAGACCAUGAGCGAGAACGUCACAAAGACAAGAAGAAAAAGAAGAAGAAAAAAUCUGAAAAAGAUAAAGACAAAUAUGUAGAUGAUGAGGACAGAAGGAGACGGAAGGAGGAAAAAAGGAAGAAGAGAGAACGAGAGCACAAUGAAUCAGAAGCAGCAGCAGCAGCAGCAGCAGCAGCAGCUGCAACUGAUGCAAGUGUUGGGGUGCCUGUUGAACCGUUUACACUGCCAAAAAACAUAAAUAUUGGAUUAGAGCCCGAGGAGAAGAAAAAGAAAAAAGAAAGGUACGAGUUAGAGCCUGAAGAAGAAGAAGAAGAUUUUGCCACUGGUGUGAAGAUGGAAGUGGAACAGCAAGGAGACAGGCCAGUUAGAGCAUGCCGCACACAACAAGAGUCUGAGUCCACUCCACGUCAACAACUAUUGGAGCACUUUUUGAGGCAGUUGCAGAGGAAAGAUGCACAUGGAUUCUUUGCAUUUCCAGUAACAGAUGCAAUUGCUCCUGGAUACUCGUCAAUCAUCAAACAUCCUAUGGACUUCAGCACCAUGAAAGACAAGAUUAGCGAUAAUGAAUACAAUACAGUAACAGAAUUCAAGGCGGACUUUAAACUGAUGUGUGAUAAUGCGAUGGUAUACAACCGACCAGAGACGGUCUACUACAAGGCUGCCAAGAAACUGCUCCAUACAGGAUUCAAGAUGAUGAGCAAGGAGCGACUUUUGGCUCUUAAGCGUAGCAUGUCUUUCAUGCAGGACAUGGAUUUCACCCAGCAGGCUGCCAUUUUAGGAGAUGAAGACCUAUUAACUGAUCUCCCUCCUCCAGAAACAACCCCCAUCCCUACAGAGUCUGCAAAAAAGUCAAGAAAACAACCAGUUAAAGACAUGAAGGAAGUCAUCAGUUACCUGUUUGAACCAGAGGGAAACGCUUGCAGCUUGACUGACAGCACAGCAGAGGAGCAUGUUCUGGCUCUGGUUGAACAUUCAGCUGAUGAAGCUCGGGACCGCAUCAAUAGAUAUAUGCCAAAUUCGAAGAUGGGUCACCUGCGUAAAGAAACAGAUGGGUCUCUUCUGUAUACUGUUGUAAAUCAGCUUGAUCCUGAUGCAGAAGAAGAGGAGACCCAUAAGGUGGACCUGAGUUCUCUGUCAAAUAAGCUUUUACCUGGAUUAACAACAUUGGGAUUUAAAGAUGACAGGAGACAUAAAGUGACUUUCCUUAGCAGUGCCUACAACACCCAGAGCCUUCAGAAGAACAACGUCUUCCCCGACCUGCAGUCCGAUGAGAUGGACAUGCUUUAUGCAGCCUAUGGGGAUGACACUGGGGUGCAGUGUGCUCUAAGUAUACAGGACUUUGUCAAAGGCUGUGGAAGUGUCACUAAGCGUUGGGUCGAUGGACUUCUGGACAAGAUGACAGCUAGCGAUCACUCAAAAGCAGUCAAUCAGAUUCGACAGAAAAGAAACAUAUUGCUGAAACCUGAUGAAUCAAAGUCCAGCAUCUGUGACAUGCAGAUGUCAGAUGGGACUGGCCUGGGAGAGAGCAGUUCAGUGCUGGAUUUCAUGUCGAUGAAGAACUACCCAGACAUGUCUCUGGAUAUUUCCAUGCUUAAUCCAUUAGGUAAAACUGUGAAAAAAGAGCCAGGGAACGAGGAAGGCCACCAGCACUUUGAUGAUGCUGAUAAACUCCUCCAGGAGUUCCAGGAGGCUCAGGUUGACAGAGUUUGCUCCAGGCCUUCAUCAAAUCUGUCUUCUCUUUCCAAUGCCUCAGAAAGGGACCAGCACCAUUUAGGGAGCCCGUCACACUUGGGUGUUGGGGACCAGUCUGAAAUGGUUCAUGAUCCCUAUGAGUUCCUGCAGUCUCCCGAACCAGAGGGGACGGCUAUUAGCUGAUCACACAAAAACCCAUUUCUGGUGCUAGCAGCACUGGAUACUCAGUGUGGGACUCGUUAAACACUGAGGAUGUGACAAGAUCCCAGAUCUGUUUCAAAGACUGAAAUUGAUUGUACAGACUGUAUUAUUGUUGUUAUUAUUAUUAUUAUUAUUAUUCUAUGAUUUUUGUAUCAGGGCAACUGUUGAAUAAUAAAAGCUGGCACCUGUAUUCUUA